CUGGCGCCAUGGAGGCCGCCUGCGUCAAUAUCCUCGAACCCGGGGACCUUCGUAAUCUGCCGCAAUGGUUAUUUCGGCAUCCGUCUUGGCAACAUCGCCCAGCGCUGCGGCGCGAUAGUCCACGAGGUCGACUCGCCUUGGGGCCAGCCCGUCGACCCCCAGGCCCUCAGCGACGAGCUCGCCAAGCAUUCCCGGGUGAAGGCUGUCGGUGUGGUCCACGCCGAGACCUCCACCGGUGUGCUGACCCCGAUGCCCGAGAUCAUUGACGUCAUUCAUCGCCACGGCGCCAUCUCCAUUGUGGACGCCGUGACCUCCCUUGGCGGCCACGACAUGCAGGUGGACGAAUGGGGCAUCGACGUCUGUUACAGCGGCACCCAGAAGUGUCUCGGCGCCCCUCCAGGCCUCGCCCCCAUCACCCUCAGCGAGUCCGCCAUGCAGGUCGUCAAGGCCCGUGAGACCCCGGUCCAGAGCUUCUAUUUCAACCUGCAGGAUCUCGAAAGCUAUUGGGGCCAAAGCCGCAGCUACCACCACACCGCCCCCAUCUCCAUGACCUACGCCCUCCGCGAGGCGCUGCGGAUGAUGAUGGAGGAGGGCAUCGAGAAACGCAUAGACCGGCACGCCCGGGUGGCCGCCGCCCUGCGCGCCGGCUUGGAGGCCCUGGGGCUGGAUCUGCUGGCCAAUCCGGAGCACCGGCUCAACCCCCUGACCACGGUCGGGAUCCCCGAGGGCAUAGACGACUCGCAGGUCAGGUCAACGCUGCUCAACGAAUACGGCAUAGAAAUCGGAGGCGGCUUGGGCGAGUUUCGCGGGAAGGCUUGGCGCAUCGGCCUGAUGGGCGACUCCGCCCGGGACCGCAAUGUGCUCGCCCUCCUGUCGGCCUUGGAGCAGAUCCUGAACGCUAACGGUUACGAGGUUGCCUACGGUUCGAGUCUGGCUGCCGCCCAAAAAGCCCUCGCCGCCGCGUCCCCUGCAUCUGGCUAG
This is a messenger RNA of Geodia barretti, 981 nucleotides long. NCBI's taxonomy places the organism in Eukaryota, Metazoa, Porifera, Demospongiae, Tetractinellida, Geodiidae. The record is from the annotation of a GenBank genome assembly.